Molecule: messenger RNA, 2397 nt
Organism: Sycon ciliatum
Lineage: Eukaryota; Metazoa; Porifera; Calcarea; Leucosolenida; Sycettidae
Product: prolyl 4-hydroxylase subunit alpha-1-like
Exons: 14
Coding region: 256-2019 (587 amino acids)
Biological process (GO): peptidyl-proline hydroxylation to 4-hydroxy-L-proline
Cellular component (GO): endoplasmic reticulum
Molecular function (GO): L-ascorbic acid binding; iron ion binding; protein binding
Source: RefSeq, a predicted model, not a curated record
UGCAUUGUUUAGGUUCUUGGAGUUGGGAGUUUAGGGCCUCGUCUCCACUAGAACAAUCUCCAGUGUCAAACGAUUUUCUUUUAGAAGAUCUUGCUCCCUGCAUUAUUGUCCUGAAGGCUUUCACGUUGUUAGCAGGUGCUUCCUCCAGUAUCCUACUGGAAAUUGCUACUUUCAUUUAGCGCGACGUGCUCCGGAUCGUGCCGUCCGUAAAUUGUAUGCCACGGGACGUCAGAAACUACUGUCGUUGAGAGCGCGAUGCCGAAUCAGAUCCACACAAUGCUCUCUCCAGCAUUACUGGUUCUUCUCUCGUGCCUCGCCCUAGGCGGGAAUGCGGAGACCUUCACAGCAGUCACGCAUUUUAAGUCCCUAAUCAGCUUAGAACAAGACCUGUCAGCUAAGUUACAGGCGUAUAUAUCCGCUGAGGAAAGAGAAUUGGAAAAACUGAAAAAGCUAUCAGAGGAGGUACAAUCCUGGACGAACAGGGCAAAGGAUGACUAUGAGAGUCACCUCGGCCAUCCCACCAAUGCUUUCCGCCUCGUACGACGUUUUACGUCGGACUGGCGGGAGGUGGAGAAUGUUGUGAACAAUGCCACUGAUGAGAAGAAAGAUUUGUUGCAACAACUGGAAACCAGUACGGACUACUUUCCCGACGAGGAAGACUUGACAGGAGCGGUGGUGGCGCUGAUGCGACUGCAGGAUGUGUAUCACGUCAACACCACUCGCUUUGCCGACGGCUUGGCCGGGUCCACACAGGGCGCAGUACUGACCGUUGAAGACCUUUAUCUAGUGGGCAGGUCAGCCUAUAACAAGGCACAGUACCAGAACUGCAAGAAAUGGAUGCAAGAAGCCAUACGCAGGCUCGAUGCUUUCGAACGGGUUUCAAACGCCACCAAGGAUUCACUGGCGGUCCGUGAGUCUCUCUACGACCAUCUUUCUUUCUCGGAGUAUAAGCUGGGGAACGUUAGGAGAGCAUACCGACUAGCCAAGAUCCUAGUGCAGAUGGACCCGGACAGCGGCCGUUACCUGUCCAACGAAGAGCAGUACCUUGAGUUGGUGCGCAAAGCCAUGUUUGAAGAGGCACGCAAGCGUCGCAGCUCACCACAGGAACCAGAGCCAGAAGAAAGGAAAUGGAAGAAGCCGCCACCGACCGGCGACGAUGAUUUGCAGUACUGGCGUGAUUUUGAAUACUACAAGAAGUAUUGCAGAGAAUCAGUGGAAGUGAGUCCUUUUCCCGACCAUGAGAUGAUCUGCUUCUAUGAAAAUAAUAACCGGAACCCACGCCUCAUCCUUAACCCGGUCAAGGUGGAGGUGGUGACAGUCAACCCCACUCUUCUGAUCUACAGGGACGUCCUGUACGACUCGGAGAUAGAGAAAUUGAAGCAGCUAGCAGACCCCAAGCUGAACCGUGCCACUGCUCACAAUCGAGCCACGGGCCGUUACGAACCUGCUCAGUACAGAAUAUCUAAAAGUGCCUGGCUGGGCGAGUAUCUAGACGAAAGCGGUGUCCUGGCUCAUGUCAACCAGCGUAUUGAAGCCAUCACAGACCUGAGCAUGAGCACGGCGGAGGAGUUGCAGGUGGUCAACUACGGUAUCGGCGGACACUACGAGCCUCAUUUUGAUUUUGCACGGGACUUUGAGAGGAAAGCAAUGACCCACAAGAAGGGCAAUCGAAUUGCCACACUGCUCUUCUAUUCGGAUCGCACCGACAUGGGCGAAGGUGGCAAUCGCAUAGCCACUCUUCUCUUCUAUAUGAGUGAUGUCUCAGCUGGUGGUUGUACCGUCUUCCCGCGCAUCCCUGCAAGAGUGGAGCCAUCCAAGGGCGAUGCGUCGUUUUGGUACAAUCUUCUCCCGUCCGGUGACGGCGACAUCAUGACUAGACACGCCGGAUGUCCUGUUCUCUCAGGAUCGAAGUGGGUUUGUAACAAAUGGAUUCAUGAACACGACCAGGAGUUCCGCAAGCCAUGCAAGCUAACGAGGGAUGCAACUUGGGACGUUCACCUGCCCCCGGACCACUUGUGAGCCGUUCUAAUGCCUGCUGUGGAAUAAAUGGUCAUUAGACCCCAGCGAUAAUCUGCACUUUAUGGUGGCAUCAAGCAGUCCAGUCGGUACACACGCAGAAACACGCGCACACAAACGCACACACACACACACACACACACAAACACACACCAUGCCGGAUAUGCCCUUCCAUGAAUAACUUUAUUGCUUGAACAGCAAAAUGCAAUUUCGCCGCUGGCCAGUUUCCAUUACGAACUUGAUUACCGUUGCUUUUCGCAUAACAUACAGUCAGUUUGAAAGCUAUUAUGACUCCUUUCAGAUUAUGCUCACAGAUAUACAUGCAUACAUUUCCAAAUUAUAACACUGAUGAUUAUAAAAAAAAGUUUCAUGUGCUUCCAA